Molecule: messenger RNA, 1311 nt
Organism: Saprolegnia diclina VS20
Lineage: Eukaryota; Oomycota; Saprolegniomycetes; Saprolegniales; Saprolegniaceae
Exons: 5
Coding region: 1-1311 (436 amino acids)
Biological process (GO): protein dephosphorylation
Molecular function (GO): protein serine/threonine phosphatase activity
Source: RefSeq, a predicted model, not a curated record
AUGGGCUGCGCCUUCUCCUACAGCAUGUGCUGCUCGCAGCCGUUCCCGACGGACGACGACGACGGUAUGGCGCACGAGAAGCAGGCGCCGAUGCGCCGCAAGACGUUCUUCCGCAGCAACAGCUUCAAGUCGGGCGUGCUCAUCAAGCCCGAUCGGCUCACGACGCUCGAGGUCACGCUGCGCCGCGUCGAGGUCGAAGAGAGCGACGCCAACGACAACGACGACGACGACGACGAUGAACAUGCCAGCGCGAUCGACCCCGAGACGCUCGACAUUUGCACGGCGCCCAACGUCUAUGUCGGCGGCGGGAUUCCUGGCGUCGCUGUCGAUGAGUUUACUAUCGAGCUGCCCAAGUACACGGGGCAGACCCCCGGGGGUCUCUACUCGGUCUCGAAAGGGCUCUGGUGGGGCUCCCGGACGCGCGCCGGCAACGAUUCCAUGGGCCGCCGCAAGGAGAACCAAGACUCGUUUGUGAUCCGCGACAGGUUUGCCGACUGCGACGCGCUCACGUUUGUGUGUGUCAUGGACGGCCAUGGCUCGCAAGGCGCGUACGUCAGCCACUUUGUCCGCGAUCACUACCCGCAGCACGUGGCCGACGCGUGGCAGCGCUACGUGCCAGCGCUGACGCAGGAGACGCCUUUGACGCUCGAUGUCAUCGAAGAUGUAUUCCUCGAAGCGUCAUGCCGCAUGACGACGCAGCUCGAGGAAGAGAGCGGCCUCGACAUUAGCGUGAGCGGGUCGACCGCGGUCGCGCUCCUGCUCGUGACGCCGACGCCCGAGAUGCCACACCUGGCGCCGCAUGUAUUUAUUGCCAACGUGGGCGACAGCCGCGCCGUCGCCGGUGUGCUUGACGAAGCGUCACACGAGUAUACGACCCACACGCUAUCGGUCGACCACAAGCCAGAUGUCCCCGCCGAGCUUAGCCGUAUCUUGGCCACGAAUGGCCGUGUGUUUGAGUGGGGCGUCCCGCGCGUCUGGCUCAAGGACGUCGACAUGCCGGGGCUGGCUAUGUCGCGGUCGUUUGGCGACUCGGUCGCCACGUCGGUCGGCGUCAUCUCGGACCCCGACUGCUCGGAACUAGAUGUGCCGGCUUGCGCGACGCGGGCCCGGGCCUUUGUGGUCGUGGCCUCGGACGGUCUCUGGGAGUUUUUACCGUCUGAGCAAGUCGUCGCGCUCUGUACAAAGUGCCUCCAGGACGGGUACGACCCGCAGACAAUGUGUGAUAUGCUUGUCGCUGAAGCGCUGGAGCGCUGGCUCGACGAAGAAGACGUUGUCGACGACAUUACGGUCAACGUCCUCGUGUUUCCGUAA